Coffea eugenioides is the source of this 531-nucleotide messenger RNA. Its product is annotated as protein STRICTOSIDINE SYNTHASE-LIKE 12-like. The coding region runs from base 1 to 531 and encodes 176 amino acids. The record is from RefSeq and is a predicted model, not a curated record. The transcript is spliced from 2 exons. Lineage: Eukaryota; Viridiplantae; Streptophyta; Magnoliopsida; Gentianales; Rubiaceae.
AUGGCGGAUACAUUCUUUGGUCUUGCUGUUGUAGGUCCAAAUGGUGGGAAAGCUACAAUAAUUGCUACCAGCGUAAAUGGAGUCCAAUUCAAUUUUCUCAACGGCUGUGAUGUUAAUCCAAUAUCCAGAGAAGUCGUCUUCACAGACGCCGGCCAGACGUUUGACAUAAGCCAUGAUGGCUCAUUUGUGCUGUUUUCAGAGACCACCAACAACAGAUUAUUGAAGUAUCGGCUCAAAGAGAAAACGACUGAAGUCUUUCUGAACUUAACAACACAGCCACUUAAAAUCAAGAGGGCUCCAACCUUCGGAGAAUUUUGGCUGGCAGCCAAUGACAUUGUGCUACAGCCACGCUCCCUUAAGCCAUUUGGCUACAAAUUUAAAUUGUUUGGUCAAUUGCUACUCACAAAGAAUUUGCAACUGCAAUAUAACAACACUCAAGUUAAUGUCUUACAAGAAUAUCCUGUCAAUGGUGGCACGUUAUCUAUUGGUUCACGGGAUGCAUCAUAUGUUGGCAUUUUCAGGAAAUGGUAA